Molecule: messenger RNA, 345 nt
Organism: Arvicanthis niloticus (Nile rat)
Lineage: Eukaryota; Metazoa; Chordata; Mammalia; Rodentia; Muridae
Source: RefSeq, a predicted model, not a curated record
AUGAGAUUUCUUAUUACACACAAUCCAACCAAUGCAACCUUAAACAAAGUUAUAGAGGACCGGCCUUUUGAUGAUGGUACACCACCAUCCCACCAGAUUGUUGAAGACUGGUUAAGUCUUGUGAAGAUUAAGUUUCAUGAAGAACCUGGUUGCUGUAUUGCUGUCCAUUGUCUCUGGCCGGUGCUGGUUGCUCUAGCAUUAAUUGAAGGUGGAAUGAAAUAUGAAAAUGCAGUACAAUUCAUAAGACAAAAGCAGUGUGGUGCUUUUAACAGCAAGCAACUUUUGUAUCUGGAGAAGUACCGUCCAAAUAUGCAGCUCAGCUUCAAGGAUUCCCAAUGGUCAUAG